This is a messenger RNA of Arabidopsis lyrata subsp. lyrata, 662 nucleotides long. Its product is annotated as transcription factor IBH1-like 1. Gene Ontology annotation, biological process: regulation of DNA-templated transcription. NCBI's taxonomy places the organism in Eukaryota, Viridiplantae, Streptophyta, Magnoliopsida, Brassicales, Brassicaceae. Bases 125 to 448 code for a protein of 107 amino acids. The transcript has a single exon. The record is from RefSeq and is a predicted model, not a curated record.
AACAAGAUCGAGCGUGUGGCGAGCAUUUUAAAAACAACAAAUUCCAUAAUUGCACGUAUUAAAAGACAAAACAUAAUAAUGUAAAAAAGCUUCUCAGGUUUAGAAGCAUAGAAUCAAUAUAAAUAUGGACCACCCGCACGUUCGUUUGUAUCACAACUCUAAAGUGUUGUCACUCAACAAAAAGACAAUGGAGGACUCGAAGAAAUACAAGAGGAUGGUGAAGCAGACGAUGAAUAAGAAGAAGAGAAACAACAACAACACGAAUCAUGGGUCUGGAUCACGAUCCCGGUUACUACAAAUGAAGGUGAGGAGGCUCCAAAUACUGAUACCGGGCGGGCAGAGAUGCAACCACCCGGAUCUGCUUUUAUCAAAGACCGUUGAUUAUAUUGUGCAUUUGAAGUUGAAGCUUAGGUUCCUUAAAGCACUCUCCGAUAUGUACUCUCUUUGAAGAUCGUAUGAUUCGUAUUCUUCUUGUCAUCGAUCGGUACUAUAUAGCUAUGGUGUCGAAGUUUAAUUUUCCUAUAUAUCGAUAAUAUAUCGUUUGUAGUUUGCUUUAUAUGUCGUGACGUAUAUAGUUUGUCUAUAUUUAUAUAUAUGUUUUGUCAGAAAACUGACUAAAUUUGAAAUUCUACAAUAUGCUUUGUGAACUUCUUGGUUUUAUC